Messenger RNA from Rhagoletis pomonella (apple maggot), 1493 nucleotides. RefSeq lists its product as uncharacterized. The record is from RefSeq and is a predicted model, not a curated record. The transcript is spliced from 6 exons. The coding region runs from base 147 to 1034 and encodes 295 amino acids. NCBI's taxonomy places the organism in Eukaryota, Metazoa, Arthropoda, Insecta, Diptera, Tephritidae.
GAUGGGGACAUAAAUGAACUUUUCCCUGCAUCAAUGCUCGGAACGAGAGUAAAGUUUAAAGAAAGAGUUGCACGUUGGCGACAGAAUGAAGAUCAUGCAAGAGUUGGAUAAAUUCUAGCCAAGAGUCUCACGACUCGAUAAGAGACAUGGAAGCAAAGAAUUUAAAGUUAAUACUUAAUGCCACUGAAAGAGGUCAAAGCAUCUUUAAACAAUAUAGAGAAAAGACCGUGCUGUCAGAUGUUAGUCGUGACAUUUUGGUAAAUACCAUUGUUGACCACUUCUCAGCGCGAUCAGUGCCUAUGACAAUGAAAGAUAUCAUCACCUUUUCUGAGCAAAUAACAAUUUUAUUUCCCAACGAAGACAUGCGCUAUUACUGCAACCGUCGAAAUGGCAAAAAUCCAACAGGCAAACUUUAUGAUAAGGCAACAAACAUCCGAAGGAAAAUAAAAAAAGAAACAGGAGCACUAAGCUUUGCACCUAAAUGUCAACCCACUCAAUCAAGUUUGUCGGAGCAGGCGAGCAAUACAGAUGAAAAUGACUUAGCCAUGAAAAAUUGGCUUUGUCAUAAUGUAGAGCCUUGGGGCGAUGUUGUAGAAAAAUGGACGAACACAGUCAAAUUAAGAACCGCAGAGAUUUUAAAUGAACACGCAAAUAUUUUAACUAAUUGGCCGCUGCUGAAACACAGUCUUGGAUACACUUUGGUUGAAAUUGAUUUUGAAGCGAAAUUUCCCAACUGUUCGCAGAAUUUGCUAAACGAAUGGCCAAAAUUUAGAAAGUCAAUUAUACCUUACAUGAAGACAAAAAUAAGAGAUGCAACGUCCAUUGAUAUGCUAAAAAAAAUUGACGAAAACAUCAGUACUGACUCAAUGGAUUGUUUAUUGACACUGCUUUUGCAUGCGAUACUUAAACCGUCAUUAAUUUCCGUUGGACAAACUUCUGGUGAAAAACGGCUUAAAUGGAAGCCAUCAAUAUGUGAUGCGCAAGCAGUGACAUUGCUGCAUUGCAGCAGCAUAAACGAUUAUCAGAGGAUGUAACACGAAUUAAAGAUUAAGUUAAAUCAAAAGAAUCUUCCUCUUCAGCCGCUACUAUUGGUAGUCGGAGAGAAACUAACUCAGUUAGACUCUUUUUACGUUAUUUUCGACAGUAUAAUUUACAAGGUACCGACAUUUUUAAAAUCACUUGAUACUUUAUUUAAAAUCUUUCAUGUAUUAAAUUUGGAAUAUCCGAUACAAGCGAAAUCCAUAUAUAAUUUUAUCGAAUCCUACUUUUUUGGCAUUGCGGAUUGUGCACACCCUAAUGUUAUUACACUUAAGAAUUAUUUAAAAGAUACUCAAAACUUGUUGGAGUAGAUUGAUAAAAUGUUCAAAUGCUUUAUAUGUAACGAAAGGUCUUCUACAUCAAAAUUGUUAGUUGACCAUUUGAAAUCUUUCCAUGUUUUUGCUGAGAUAAAAAAUUUUGUUUGCACUUUCUCUAAAUGUGGUCAAUGUUUUUCA